AUGGGUAUUGGUGGCCCUAUUAUCCGUUUCUUCAACCUCGCCAUUCGGGCUCUCCAGUUUAUUGAUGCCGCUGUCAUCCUAGGAAUCUUUUCCUAUUUCCUCGCCAUCCUAUCUAAGCAUGACCAGUCUAUUCCUCAAUGGAUUAGAGCAGUGGAGGGUCUCUCCGGAGCAGCAGCCCUCUAUGCGCUCCUGGCGACCCUCUUCACCUGCGUCUUGGGAGGCGUCAGCUUCUUCGCCUUCCUGGGUAUCGUUCUCGAUGUGUGCUUCAUCGGAGCGAUGAUUGCCAUCGCCAUUAUGACCCGCGACGGAACCCAAAGUUGCUCUGGUACCGUCAACACCCCUCUGGGAACUGGGGCUAGUGAUGCCGACUCUGCAUCCAAAGUAAGCUUUGGAUUCGCCUGUAGACUUGAAAAGGUUGCAUUUGCUGUCUCCAUCAUCGGAAUUUUCUUCUUUCUCAUCUCCAUAUUCCUCCAAUAUCUUCUCGCCCGUCACCACAAGCGCGAGAAGCGUUUCGGACCCUCCCCAGCAAACGGAUACACAUACGGAACCCAACGCCGGGGCUUCUGGCGCCGCAACAAGAACAGCCCGGACAACGCCAGCGGAGAUGACAUUCUCCCAACCCAUCCCACCCCAAACGAGCUUGAAAAGAACGGGUUCUUUAGCCGUGGCUAUUUCUCGCGCAAGAAUGACCCGUCCACUCAGGCUACAACCCGCUACGGCAACUCUGCGUACACGGGCAACUACUAA
Aspergillus ochraceoroseus IBT 24754 is the source of this 747-nucleotide messenger RNA. RefSeq lists its product as uncharacterized. The record is from RefSeq and is a predicted model, not a curated record. The transcript has 2 exons. Bases 1 to 747 code for a protein of 248 amino acids. NCBI's taxonomy places the organism in Eukaryota, Fungi, Ascomycota, Eurotiomycetes, Eurotiales, Aspergillaceae.